AUGGGACGGAGCUGCUCCUUCCUCCUGCUCCUCUUCCUCCUGUCCCCGUGGCCCAGAGCCACCGUGGCACUCCUGCAGUACCGCCACGAAUGCGGAGAGUUGGGAAUGCAGCUCCUGGUCCUCCCAUCCCACGGCCGCACCGUCCGCUUCAAGGUUCUGGAUGAGUUUGGCUCCCACUUUGACGUGGCCAACUGUUCCAUCUGCCUCCACUGGCUGAAUUCCAGGGAGGAUGGCUCCAUCAUCUUCUCCUCCGGCUACAACGGCUGCCACGUCCUGUUCAAGGAGAACCGCUACAUCCUGCGGGUGCAGCUGGAGGAGCUGCUGUCCAGUGGGAUCCCGGUCACCUCCUACGAGGUCAACAUGACCUGCCCCAAGCCGGGUGGCUCUGAGAUGCUCCCAGAUGGAAAGCGGGAGCAGGCCCGGGACAACGGGGUUGUGUUCUCCCACACUGGCCUGCACCAGGUCUCUGAGUCCUCCCUUACCCUUACGGGAUCCCACUUCACAUCCCAAGAUCACUUGGAGCAGGUUCACACUGUGGCACGGUACGAGCCUGACUCAGUGCUUCCCGGGAUCCAGCACAAUUCUAAUCCGGCUCACUCAGGGCUUCUGUCCCAGCCUGGUGGGGUUCAUCCUGUCACCCAUUUCCAAGGAAGCUUCAUCCCCCCAGGAGUGCAGCCACUCCAGCCAGGGGGGCAGAGCCAGACAGGGAUCCUUCACCCAGUGCUUGUAUCCCAAAGCCAUCCCAGUUUUGUGCAUCCCGGGGGUCAGACCCAGCCAGGGCACCUGCGUCCAGGGUCUGCAUCCCAAAACCAGCCUGGGAUGAUGCAUCCUGGGGGACAAAACCAACCAGGGAUUCGCCCAGGGUCUGCAUCCCAAAACCAGCCUGGGAUGAUGCAUCCUGGGGGACAAAACCGACCAGGGCAACUUCAUCCAGGCUUUGUAUCCCAAAACCCUCCUGGAGGCCAAAGCCAACCAGGGAUUCGCCCUGGGCUUGUAUCCCAAAACCCUCCUGGGGGACAAAACCAACCAGGGCUUCGCCCAGCAUUUGUAUCCCAAAACCCUGCUGGGGGCCAAAACCAACCAGGAAUUCGCCCUGGGCUUGUAUCCCAAAACCAACCAGGAAUUCGCCCAGCGUUUGUAUCCCAAAACCCUCCUGGGGGACAAAACCAACCAGGAAUUCGGCUUCGUCCUGGGCUUGUAUCCCACAACCAGCCUGGCUUGACCUCCACUGGUGCCCAGACUCCCACAGGAUUCUUGCGCCCGGGAGCUCAGCCCCCAAACCAGCUGGGAAUAUCUCGUCCCAGUCAUCAUCACUCUGACUCCCACACCGGGCUCCAUGGCCAAACUGGGCUGCUCCAUCCUGGCCAUCCCAGCCCGUCUUUGGUGCACCCAGGACUCUCAUCCUGGCCAGGUUACAUCAGUUCUGGAAUCCAGGUUCAGCCUCAGCCAGGCCUGGGACGCCCAGGGCUGCGGCCCCAGCCUGGAUUGCUGCAUCCUGGGAUUCACUCCCAGCCCAGCCUGCUGGAGUCCACAGCGCUCUUCUACCCCUCGGCAGGGGCAGGAAUGCCGCUGACACGGGAGCAGUGCCAGGUGCCAAUGGGCCGGAUGCCGUGCGUGGCUCCAGAGGGACGGGAGGGAUGCCUGCAGGCGGGAUGCUGCUACAACGACAUGGACCGUACCACACCCUGCUAUUAUGGGAAUACCGUCACCGUGCAGUGCCUGCUGGAGGGAUACUUUGUCCUGGUGGUCCCACGGGGAAUGGUGGCCGCGCCGUACAACCUGGACAGCGUGCGGCUGGCCAGCAGCCAGGCUGGAUGUGAGCCCCUCCACACGUCCGAGGCCUUCGUCAUGUUCCGCUUCCCAGUCACCCACUGCGGCACCACGGUCCAGGUGAUGGAGGACAGGCUGAUCUAUGAGAACCACCUGAUCUCCACCAUUGAUGUCCAGGGAUCCCCCCGUGGCUCCAUCACUCGGGACAGUGUCUACAUCCUCCAUGCUCGGUGCAUCUACAACUCCAGCGACCUCCUUCCCUUGGGAGUGGAGGUGGCUGCGCCCCCCACAGCUGCACCCCUGGCCAUGCCGGGCCCGCUGGGGCUCCAGCUGCGGAUUGCCACCGGUGGGUGCUCCCUAUCCCGCUCCUUAUCCUGCUCCUUAUCCCACUCCCCAUCCCACUCAACCCCUCCCAACAUUCCCACAGAUGAAUCCUACAGCUCCUACCACCCUGUGGGUGACUUCCCCCUGGUGAGGGUGCUCCGGGACCCCAUUUACGUGGAAGUCCGUCUGCUCCAGAAGACGGAUCCCAAUUUGGUGCUGGUGCUGCACCACUGCUGGGCCUCCCCUGGCCCCCACGCCACAUCCCAGCCCCAGUGGCCCAUCCUAGUGGAGGGGUGUCCCUUCCAAGGGGACAACUACAAGACUCGGCUGAUUCCAAUGGGUCCGGCCUCCCCAGAGCUGCCCUUCCCGAGUCAUUACCAGCGCUUUGUCAUCUCCACCUUCACCUUUGUGGAGCCCCCUGGAAUGGCUGUGCUGGAGGGGGAGGUGUACAUCUCCUGUAGUGCUUCCGUGUGCCACCUGGCCCAGCCAGAGCCCUGCAGGCCCUCCUGCCAGCUGGGAGUGCCCUCACGAGUGCGGAGGUCUCUGAGGGACAGGAAGACAGGUGACAGCAUGAGGACAGUCACAUCCCAGGGAUGCAUUGUUUUUCCUGAGGCUUCCAAGAGAGGGAGAACUCAGCAGAGAGGCUGAGGGCUCCAGCCUCUACCUGCAUGCCGUUGGAUGUCUCUGGGAAAGCUGGAAAAAUAAAACUUAGUGCAGAGCA
Molecule: messenger RNA, 2815 nt
Organism: Sturnus vulgaris (Common starling)
Lineage: Eukaryota; Metazoa; Chordata; Aves; Passeriformes; Sturnidae
Source: RefSeq, a predicted model, not a curated record